UGAAUUAAUUUCAUGUUGAGUAAUUAAAAAUUACAUUAUCUCUAUGUAAAUUCGAAUUUCCCGCGUUUUAUCCUGGGAAGAUAACCAACGGCUUAUCAACAAGACAAAUCACUCUGUCGUUUGUAUUCUAUGAUUUCUGUGGGUUAACCUCAACUCUGAAAAAACUUUAACGGACAAUAAUGCGGUUCAAAAGAUAACAUGAUUUUAUAUGAUUCAUCAUAACUUAUCAUGAUAAUAUAUUUUAAUUGAACAGGUUACAAUAGGACAAAGUUCUUACUUGGAUAAGUUCCUCUAACUUAUAAACUCACAAUGAGUAAAUUGAAUACAAAUUUCGAUAUAAUAUCCAUUGAAAAAAAAUUACAAAUCGAAGUGAGACCUAAUGCCAGCAAUGGAUUGUGGUUGUCAUUUCUUCUACCUAUUGCUCUUAUAAUUUCUGCAUUGAAACACUAUGUGGUGUUGAGUGAUACAUACAAGUCGUUACUGAUUUUUUCAAUCGGUAUAAUUUUCACCAAUAUCUUUAUACUCCAAGCAUUAAAAAGAAAACAUUAUGUAUCAGUGUUUCACUUAUGGAUAUUUAUUCCGUUGUCAAUAUUAUUUAUUUCUUUAAAUCAAGGGACUGUUUUUGCUAUCUAUAGUGGAUUUUUUUGUACCAUCUUAUAUAGUAGGAUUUACUUAAUGGUGCUCAGAAUGUUUCCCAAAUCUUUUACUUUAGGAGAGGCUGCUUUAACAGCACAAAGUGUAGCGAUAUUGUUAUAUACAACACUGCCACAUUUUUAUUAUUCUAUUGGAGAACCAAUUACUAAAACUGGCAGAUCAUCUACUAUUAUUAUACAGAUGGAACUCUUGGGAAUUAUGAUACUAGGAGGGUUUUUAUAUUAUUUCAGCAUUAAAAACAUUGCUGUUUACUUUUGGGGUUUUCUGAUCUUAUUAACUACUUUUCUGUUUCCGUUGCAUAUUUUUCUACAGAGAAGCCCUAUUCUAUGGAUAUUGAGUUUGCUUUUAGAGGAUCUAGCCACAAUUAGAAUGGUCUCAUAUUGGGUAAUAUGUGUUUGUAUAGCUACAUUAGCAAUAAUAAAACAAAGGAACACAGGUAAUAAGGCAUCAUCCUCAAAAAGAAAAAUUUUCCACAUUUUGGCUGUCGCAGUUUAUAUACCAGGAUUGAUGUAUAAGUGUAACCUCUUGUAUCUUGGUAGUGGCGUGUUACUUGGGAUAUUUUUUUUACUAGAGAUUUUACGUAAUCUAGCUAUACCUCCACUUGGUAGACUUCUACAAGAGAGUUUCAUGACUCUAAGUGAUGAAAAGGAUGCAGGAUUACUUGCUGUUACCCCUAUCUAUCUCUUAACAGGAUUCACAACUCCUAUUUGGAUACAUCCUUCUCCUUGUGACAUUACAGAUUCGGCUUACUUUGAGUUUCUACCACUUAUCAGUGGUGUACUAUCUGUUGGUAUAGGGGACACAGUAGCGAGUGCUUUCGGAUCUAAGUAUGGCAAACAUUUUUAUCAUGAUUCAAAGAAGACUAUCGAAGGAACUCUGGCUUCUAUUAUCUCCCAACUAUUAACAGUAUUUGCUCUAUAUGAAAUAGGAUUUAUCGCUAAUAUGGACCAGUUCAAUUGUGCAAGAAUAACAAUGGCUGUUAUACUUACGUCUUUCAUUGAAGCUAAGACGGAUCAAAUUGAUAAUGCAAUACUCCCUCUGAUUAUGUAUAUAAUAUUAAUAUAAAAAUUUGUGGAUGAUGCGUAAAGGCUAAAAAGUGAUAUAUUCACGCCUCUGUGAUUAUAUGUCUAUACCCUGUAUCUUACAGAAUAAGUCAUAUUAUUAUUAAUCAAAAAUCUGAUAUGUAUAUUUUGUAUAAAACAGUAUUUAUUUGAAUAAAACUUUUGUCGUA
Molecule: messenger RNA, 1885 nt
Organism: Harmonia axyridis
Lineage: Eukaryota; Metazoa; Arthropoda; Insecta; Coleoptera; Coccinellidae
Product: dolichol kinase
Exons: 8
Coding region: 310-1719 (469 amino acids)
Biological process (GO): dolichyl monophosphate biosynthetic process
Cellular component (GO): endoplasmic reticulum membrane
Molecular function (GO): dolichol kinase activity
Source: RefSeq, a predicted model, not a curated record